UACAUCCUGUUACCAUAUUUCACCUUAUUUGUUGUAGAAAUAUUUUUGCAGACAUAUGCAUGUACCAGAGAGAUGUACUGGACAAUAAUUUUUUACUUCUUUUUCUAUAUAUCUACUAGAUUUGUAGCAGAUGCAUCAAAUGUAAGACUCGCGAGUGGAAAAUCCUUUCACGAAAAUGGCGCUGAUGUCUAUGAGGGACGCUUGGAAGUUUUUUACAACAACUCAUGGGGCAUUGUCUGUGAUGAUGCCUUCAAUAAAUCGGCAGCAAUAGUGGUUUGUAGAAUGUUAGGAUUUUACGGUAAUGCAAUGGUACUACUUUCGUACCGUAAUGGCAGUAGGCGAAUAACCCUUGACAAUGUAGGAUGUAAUGGAUUGGAAACAGAUAUAAUGGAUUGUACUCAUGCGCCAUGGGGAAUUCAUGAUUGCCAACACACUGAGGAUGUCGGAGUUAGAUGUGAGCAAAAGUGGAGGUUGAGAAAAGCUAUGGAAGGUGUUGUUGUUGAGUUUAAAACCAGUAAUUCAUACAUACAAGUGUGUAACAGAAACUUUGACGACGAAAAGGUGUGCCAAUUGAUUGGUUUAGAAAGUCAUGAUUUUGUCGUCGAUGUCACCUCUUCCACUUCAAAAAGUCAAGACUUCGUGGAUUUAAAUUGUACUGGUACAGAAGAGCUUAUAUCACAAUGCAAAGCAACGAAUCAUUUACUGAGUGAAUGCAAGACUGGCAUGACAAUUUUUAAAUGCUUACAUCAGAGACUUAUACACGGUACUACAUCUUAUAAUGGACGAUUAGAGCUUCACCAUGAUGGGAAAUGGGGAACUGUAUGCGAUGAUGGAUUUGGUGAUAAUGAGGCAUCUGUAGUUUGUAGAUAUUCAGGGCUGUCCUGGAAUGGGCGAUUUACUCAUGAGUUUAAGUAUUGGCAAAGUAAUUCAACUUACUUAUUGGAUGACGUUGUAUGUACCGGAAGAGAGUCAAGCAUAGAAAAUUGCAGACACACUUCGUGGAACCUUCAUAACUGCGACAAUACGCACAGAGAUUGGCAUUCAAUGCUCACCAGAUGAAAUUGAUCUUAGACUGGAAGGUGGAAAUAAGCCUAACGAAGGCUUUGCUCAGAUUUUGUUGGGGAAGCAAAUAAACAACAUUUGUAGUGUUGGAUUUGAUGAGAAGGACGCCUUUGUCUUUUGUCUGGAGAUAAAAGGUCAUUGCCGUGAUGCAAUGGUAGUAUCAGGAAAAACAUACAACACAUCAACAGAAUACAUUUACCAGGAGACUUUCAAUUGUAUUGGUAACGAAGUAAGGCUAGUAGACUGUCCUCGCUACUCUGUAAGAUGUCCGAGUGAAUCUAAAGCAGCGGUCGUCUGUGAUCCAACAAUUCCUUCAGUUGAUUUACAGAUUCCCUUACCCAUGAUAAUUCAUGAGCCUGUCAAUUUGAAAUGCAUUUCCACUGGCGGCAGUCCAGUGCCUGAUAUAUGGUGGAACUGUUUUAAUAAUGACAACGGAACACGAGUCAUAUUAUCUGAAAACCAGAUUGUGUCAGUUUUAGAAAUUCUUCCCUCCAGCAUUUUUAAUGAAAAGACAUGUACUUGUUUCGUUCAUCAGACGGAAACAACGUUUCCAGUAAUUCAAAGAGUAAAAAAGCUUGUAG
Molecule: messenger RNA, 1643 nt
Organism: Mytilus californianus (California mussel)
Lineage: Eukaryota; Metazoa; Mollusca; Bivalvia; Mytilida; Mytilidae
Product: lysyl oxidase homolog 2-like
Exons: 10
Coding region: 73-1059 (328 amino acids)
Cellular component (GO): membrane
Source: RefSeq, a predicted model, not a curated record